Molecule: messenger RNA, 4647 nt
Organism: Diaporthe citri
Lineage: Eukaryota; Fungi; Ascomycota; Sordariomycetes; Diaporthales; Diaporthaceae
Exons: 3
Coding region: 1-4647 (1548 amino acids)
Biological process (GO): transmembrane transport
Cellular component (GO): membrane
Molecular function (GO): ATP hydrolysis activity; ATP binding; ABC-type transporter activity
Source: RefSeq, a predicted model, not a curated record
AUGUCCUUCACAGCGGGCAGUGGUGCCUUUGGCAACUACGACCUCUCCGCGCAGACAGGCGGCAUGCCCAUCAACAGGACAACGUCUCACGAACAGAGCGGCGACGAUACCUCGGCGGCCCCUGCACCUCGCUCGCGCCGCCCGUCAACCAAGACCACCCCAAACAAUGACACCACCACCACCCUGAACGAGAACGAAAAGACCACCUCCACCAACGACAUGGAAACAACAGCCGCCAAGGCCGACGCCGGCAACGAGAAGACCGCCAGCUCAUCAAGCGAGACCGACGAUGACGAGGUAGCUGAGGCUCGCCGGUCCAGCAUGGUCCAAAACCUGGCGAGGCAGUACACCAACAAGUCCCAUGCCUCGGGCAUCACCGGCGCAAACCCCUUCGCUGAGCACGCAAACGACCCGGAGAGUCCUCUUAACCCCAAUGGCGACAAGUUUAACGCCCGAGCCUGGGCCAGGAACGUCGUGGAGCUAGUCUCUAGCGAGGGGCACGGCUUCCGCACCAGCGGCAUUGCUUUCCAGAACCUCAAUGUCUUCGGUUACGGCGCUGGUACCGACUACCAAAAGGACGUUGCUAACAUCUUGCUGGACGUCGCCGGUAUGGUGCGUGGUGUAUUGGGUGGUGCCAGGAAGAAUAGGAUCGACAUCCUGCAGAAAUUCGACGGUGUUGUGCACAAGGGAGAGAUGCUCGUGGUGCUGGGCCCCCCUGGAUCUGGAUGCAGUACCUUCCUGAAGACUAUCUCGGGCGAGAUGAACGGCAUAUACGUUGAGGACUCUUCCUACUUCAACUACCAGGGUGUCUCCGCAAAGGAAAUGCACAAGCAUCACCGUGGCGAGGCGAUUUACACUGCUGAAGUCGACGUUCAUUUCCCCAUGUUGACCGUCGGCGACACCCUAACUUUCGCAUCAAGAGCACGUGCGCCCCGCGAGCUGCCAGGCGGCAUACCGAAGCAUCUCUUCACCAACCACGUCCGGGAUGUCGUCAUGGCCAUGUUUGGUAUUUCUCAUACCAUCAACACUCGUGUCGGAAACGAGUACGUCCGCGGUGUGUCUGGUGGAGAGAGGAAGCGUGUGACCAUCUCUGAAGCAGCGCUUUCAGGAGCGCCUUUGCAAUGCUGGGAUAACUCGACUCGAGGCCUUGACUCCGCAAACGCUAUCGAGUUCUGCAAGACUCUGAGGCUCCAGUCCGAGCUCUUCGGCAGCACUGCGUGCGUCUCCAUCUACCAGGCCCCACAGACUGCCUACGAUCUGUUUGACAAGGCAGUCGUCCUUUACGAGGGCCGUCAAAUCUUCUUUGGUCCCGCCGGCGAAGCACGACAGUACUUCAUUAACUUGGGCUUCGACUGUCCCCCACGGCAGACAACUCCUGACUUCUUGACUUCCAUGACGAGCCCUCUGGAACGUAUUGUGCGCCCUGGAUUCGAGGACAAGGCGCCCAGGACGCCUGACGAGUUCGCCGCCCGCUGGAGGGAGAGCGUCGAGUACAAGAGGCUGCAGGACGAGAUCGAGGAGUACAAGGUUUCUCACCCACUUGACGGCCCCGAUGCUCAACAUUUCCGCGCCCAUAAGCGUGCGCAGCAGUCAAAGAGACAACGCCCCAAGUCACCAUACACCCUAGACUACUGGCAGCAGGUGGAGCUGUGUCUGUGGCGUGGUUGGAAACGACUGAGUGGUGACCCCGGUCUGACCAUUGGCAUGUUGAUCGGCAACUUCAUCAUGGCUUUGAUCAUUGCCAGCGUCUUCUACAACCUCCAGAUGACGACUUCCAGCUUCUUCCAACGUGGUGCUCUCUUAUUCUUCGCAUGUCUCAUGAACGCUUUCGCUUCCGCUCUCGAGAUCUUGACAUUGUACGCACAGCGACCAAUUGUCGAGAAACACGCCCGGUAUGCCAUGUACCACCCAUCGGCCGAAGCCAUCUCGUCGAUGAUGUGCGAUCUACCUUACAAGGUUUUGAACUCCAUCAUAUUCAACCUCGCGUUGUAUUUCAUGACAAACCUACGACGCGAGCCAGGACCAUUCUUCUUCUUCCUGCUGAUCUGUUUCGUCACAACGCUGGCCAUGUCUAUGAUCUUCCGAACCAUUGCGUCCUCGUCACGAACCCUCUCACAAGCCAUGGUGCCAGCCGCCCUCAUUAUCCUGGACUUGGUCAUCUUCAGCGGUUUCGUCAUUCCAAUCGAUUAUAUGCUGGAUUGGUGUCGUUGGUUGAACUACCUCGACCCACUGGCUUAUGCUUUCGAAGCUUUGAUGGUGAACGAGUUCCACAACCGCGACUACACUUGCACGCAAUACGUACCGACCCCCGAGAUUCCCAUAUACGCGAACGUGGGAGAAUCGAAUCGUGUCUGCUCCGCCAUUGGUUCCAAGCUGAAUCAGACUUUUGUGAACGGUGACGAUUACAUCAACACUGGAUUCAGGUACUACGCAUCUAAUAAGUGGCGCAACUUCGGGAUCGUGAUUGCUUUCACGGCCUUCUUCCUCCUCACCUAUAUGAUCGCUGCCGAGCUUGUCUCCGAGAAGAAGUCCAAGGGCGAAGUGCUUGUCUUCCGCCGCGGCCACAAGCCUGCGGCCUUCAAGGAGCAGAAGGACGAUCCCGAAGGAGGCAAGACUAUCGGGUCAGCUCCCAUCGUCGCCCGCCACGACCCGAGCGACUCAGAUAAGGAGGCCGGUUUCAUCGAACGACAAACCAGCGUGUUUCACUGGAAGGAUGUGUGCUACGAGGUCAAGAUCAAGAGCGAAACCAGGCAGAUUCUGGACCAUGUGGACGGUUGGGUCAAGCCUGGCACACUGACGGCUCUGAUGGGAGUUUCGGGUGCCGGUAAGACAACACUUCUCGACUGCUUGGCCGAUCGAACCUCGAUGGGUGUCAUUACCGGCGAGAUGCUUGUCGAUGGGCACCCUCGCGACAAUUCCUUCCAGCGCAAGACUGGCUAUGUCCAGCAACAGGAUCUCCAUCUCCAGACAACCACCGUUCGCGAAGCCCUCAACUUCAGCGCUCUGCUUCGCCAACCUGCUCAUGUACCUCGUGAAGAGAAACUCGCCUAUGUUGAUGAGGUCAUUAAGCUCCUGGACAUGCACGAGUACGCAGAUGCUGUUGUCGGUGUCCCUGGCGAAGGUCUCAACGUCGAACAGCGAAAGCGGUUGACCAUCGGCGUGGAGCUUGCGGCAAAGCCCCCACUGCUGCUGUUUGUUGACGAACCUACCUCUGGUCUUGACUCUCAAACCUCCUGGGCCAUCUUGGAUCUGCUGGAGAAGCUUACCAAGAGCGGUCAAGCUAUUCUCUGCACAAUCCACCAGCCUUCUGCUAUGCUCUUCCAGCGCUUUGAUCGGCUCCUAUUCCUUCAGAGGGGUGGCAAGACCGUCUAUUUCGGCGAGAUCGGCGAGAACUCCAAGACCAUGACUUCGUACUUUGAGCGCAACGGCGCACAUGCUUGUCCACCCGAAGCUAACCCGGCUGAAUGGAUGCUGGAGGCUAUUGGUGCUGCUCCGGGCUCGCACACUGAUGUUGACUGGUUCAAGACCUGGAAGGAAAGCCCCGAAUGUGCCGACGUGCACAAGGAGUUGCAGCGACUUGUGGUUGAGGGUGACAAAACCGACGCAGCAUCCAGCCCGGUUCACGACAAAACCAGCUACCGCGAGUUCGCGGCGCCCUUCGGCAAGCAGCUUCAAGAGGUCGUCCUUCGUGUCUUCCAGCAGUACUGGCGCACUCCGUCCUAUAUCUACUCCAAGGCGGCGCUGUGUACUGGUAUCUCUCUCUUCAUCGGUCUUGUCUUCCUCAACGCCCCGAACACUGUUCAGGGUCUGCAGAACCAGAUGUUCGCCAUCUUCAACAUCCUUACCAUUUUCGGCCAGCUCACCCAACAGCAAAUGCCUCACUUCGUUGUCCAACGUUCCCUCUACGAAGUUCGCGAGCGGCCCUCCAAGGUCUACAGUUGGAAGGUUUUCAUGCUCUCACAGAUUAUAGUGGAGCUGCCGUGGAACUCUUUGAUGGCUGUUAUCAUGUUCGUCUGCUGGUACUAUCCCGUCGGUCUCUACCGCAACGCCGAGGCCGCAGACCAGGUUCACGAGCGCGGCGCCCUCGUUUUCCUGUUCCUUCUGGCCUUUAUGUUGUUCACUUCGACCUUCACGGACCUGGUGAUCGCAGGCUUUGAGACUGCCGAGGCAGGCGGCAACAUCGCCAACUUGCUGUUCAUGCUGUGCCUGAUCUUCUGCGGUGUCCUCGCCAACCCGAAAUCGUUCCCCCGCUUCUGGAUCUUCAUGUACCGCGUGUCGCCUUUCUCGUAUUUAGUAGGCGGGAUGUUGUCGGCGUCGGUGGCCAACACGUUCGUCGAGUGUGCGUCCAACGAGCUUCUCUCUCUGCAGCCCAUCGACGGCCAGACCUGCUACCAAUACCUCGAGCCUUACAUGAGCGUCGCCGGCGGCUAUCUCGUUCAGCCCAACGCCACCGCCGACUGCAGCUUCUGCCCCACCUCCGACACCAACACCUUCCUCGCCAACGUGGGUACAUACUACUCAGAGCGCUGGAGGAACUUUGGCAUCCUCUGGGCGUACAUCAUCUUCAAUAUCUUCGCCGCCCUCGGCGUUUACUACCUCGCUCGUGUGCCCAAGGGAAAGAAGGUGGAGAAGGCUAAGAAGGAGUAA